Messenger RNA from Cicer arietinum (chickpea), 1028 nucleotides. The record is from RefSeq and is a predicted model, not a curated record. Lineage: Eukaryota; Viridiplantae; Streptophyta; Magnoliopsida; Fabales; Fabaceae.
UAAUUAGAGAUGGACAUGGAUAGACACAAAGCCCAAUCCUAAAAACAAAAAGGCCCACCAUAAGUGAAAACCCUAGAAAUGGUUCAAUAUAUACUUAAGCCGUUAGCGUGCUCAUUCGCUACCUGUCCUCUGCAAUGGGUAUCGAUCUUAAGGCUGGAGGUAAGAACAAAAAGACCAAACGAACAUCACCUAAAUCCAAUGAUAUCUACCUCAAGCUUCUCGUCAAGCUGUAUCGCUUCCUUGUUAGAAGGACCGACAGCAAUUUCAAUGCCGUGAUACUCAAACGCUUGUUCAUGAGCAAGGUCAACCGACCUCCACUCUCCUUGUCAAGAUUGAUUAAGUAUAUGCAGGGAAAGGAAGGUAAAAUUGGUGUUGUUGUUGGUGCUGUAACCGAUGAUAUUCGAGUAUAUGACGUUCCAGCAAUAAAAGUUACUGCCCUCAGAUUCACAGAGACAGCACGUGCAAGAAUAGAAAAGGCUGGCGGUGAAUGCUUAACAUUUGAUCAACUUGCUCUCAGGGCUCCCCUUGGACAGAACACGGUGAAUAUUAUGUUUCUAUACAUAUGUGACUUGUGAUGGUAUAGCCUUUGUUAUGGUUAGUUGCUUAUAAGCUUAUAAAUCCAAAUUUAAUAAACUAUUUGUUGAAAUCAGGUUCUUCUAAGAGGCCCAAAGAAUGCUAGGGAAGCAGUGAAACAUUUUGGUCCUGCUCCUGGUGUGCCACACAGCCAUACCAAGCCUUAUGUUAGGUCAAAGGGAAGGAAAUUUGAGAAGGCUAGAGGGAGGAGAAAGAGCAGAGGAUUUAGAGUUUGAGUUGUCCAAGAUGUCUGUUUUCAGUUUUGAUACUUCCAAAUUAAGCUUUUGUUAUGUUAUAUUAUCAUCCUUGAAGAUAGUUUUUGUUAUAUUUAUUUUAACAAAGAAUCAAUUGCAUCCAAAAGAUUAUUCUCAUGGCCUUGGUUUUUACAAUUGAUUGUUCUCUACAUUUUUAGACAACUCAAGUUUUAUAGAGGCAUUGCUUUAUCUUCAUAAAAA